This is a messenger RNA of Penicillium riverlandense, 1509 nucleotides long. RefSeq names its product DNA primase subunit PRI1. The record is from RefSeq and is a predicted model, not a curated record. Gene Ontology annotation, biological process: DNA replication, synthesis of primer. The coding region runs from base 1 to 1509 and encodes 502 amino acids. The transcript has 3 exons. NCBI's taxonomy places the organism in Eukaryota, Fungi, Ascomycota, Eurotiomycetes, Eurotiales, Aspergillaceae. Gene Ontology annotation, cellular component: alpha DNA polymerase:primase complex.
AUGCCUCACUCUAUAUCGCCGCCUGGUCAAGAUGACGAGGUUAUGCCAGAUGCUCCUGCUGCGACCGAGAAUGACACUGGUGUCAAACUAGAGGACAUGUUCAACGAUGACGAGGACGAGGAGUUCCCAGCAUCGAGUGCACCAGAUACAAAGAUGGAGUCACCACCAUCAGAGGAGGUCCCUGCCCCCGCACCGUCCGGUGUCGAUACCGAUGUCAUGCUUGCCUUUUAUCAGCGACUAUUCCCAUUUCGAUACCUCUUCCAAUGGCUGAACCAUGGCAUUGUACCGACUCGAGACUUUGGGAAUCGAGAAUUCGCGCUCACGCUCCAGAAUGAUGCCUAUCUUCGUUACCAAUCGUACCCCACCGCCGACCUGUUUCGCAAGGAUAUUCUGAAGAUGAACCCCUCCCGAUUUGAGAUCGGACCUGUCUACAGCACCAACCCGCGAGAUCGCAAAACACUUCGAGGCGGUCAAAUGAAGCCAGUCUCCAAAGAGCUGGUAUUCGAUAUCGAUUUGACAGAUUACGACGAUAUCCGGUCCUGCUGUUCGAAGGCCAAUAUCUGUGCGAAAUGCUGGGCGUUCGUGACCAUGUCAAUCAAGGUGAUCGAUGGCGCUCUGCGCGACGACUUUGGCUUCGAACAUAUUCUCUGGGUCUACUCGGGUCGACGUGGUGCUCACGCCUGGGUCUGUGACCCGCGUGCGCGUAACUUGUCAGAUGAGCGACGAAGAGCCAUCGCUGGCUACCUCGAAAUCGUGCGGGGAGGAUCAUCAAGCGGCAAGCGCGUAAACGUCAAACGGCCACUACAUCCGCACAUCCUGCGCAGUCUCGACCUCCUCAAAAAUAACUUUGCCCAGACCACAUUGAGGGACCAGGACAGUUUUCUCAGCGAGGAGCAGGCAGAACGCCUCCUGGCGUUGCUUCCGGAUAAGACGUUGAACGAUUCGCUGCGCAGGAAGUGGGAGUCCUCUCCUGACCGUCCCAGCACCAGCAAAUGGGCGGAUAUCGACGCCUUGGCCAAAACCGGAAAGAGCAGCACAUUGGAUCCCAAAACCCUCCGAGACGCCAAGCAGGACAUCGUCCUCGAAUACACAUACCCGCGCCUCGAUGCCGAAGUCAGCAAGAAGAUGAUCCACUUGCUCAAAAGCCCCUUCGUGAUUCACCCUGGCACUGGUCGUAUUUGUGUACCCAUCGAUCCUCGCAAGGCCGAAGAAUUCGACCCUCUCUCUGUUCCUACGGUGCUGGAGCUCCUGUCGGAGAUUGAUGCGUACGAUGCGCAGAACCCUGCUGGUACCGCAGAGGCCGAUGCCGCUGAUGUGGAGGGUAGCACGGUGAACGACUCGGAUAUCAAGGGCGGGCGCAAGAUGCAGGACUAUGAGAAGACGAGUCUGAAACCCUACAUUGACUAUUUCCGUUCGUUCAUUGCCAACUUGCUCAAGGAUGAGCGGGCUGGGAAACGCGAGCGUGACGAGGCUGGUCCACAAAUCAAAGCGGAUCCGAUGGAAUUCUGA